CUCUUCCUCCUGUCUUUGCCAGUGGUGGGAGGAGCCUGAGUGCUGUUAGCUGCUAAACUCAGUCCCUGUUUAAAUUAGUAUUUAUCUCUAUUUGUCUCCAACACGUCCUCGCGCUGACCCGCCCUGUCCGCGUGGCUCCGCUCCAGAACAAUGGUCGUUCUGUCCAACAGCAACGAAGAGCAGGAUUAUAUCCUGAUAGAGGAGCGUAAAUGCUCCUCUCUGCCUAGCUCUCCCGCCAAGCGAGUGUCUCCCACCAAAAAGAAGCUUUUUUUUAUCAACCAAGCCAUCCGCAACUCGGACCUCACUCCUCGAGCCAAAGGGAAGAAGAGCCUCCGCCGCCAGGAGAACACACGCUUUCUUGCAAAUCUUCUCGAGAGGGAUGAUUGGUCCAAAGAUGAUCUGGAGGUUUGCAGUAACCCGGCCAUCCCCUCCAUCUUCACCGAGGCCUGCACCAACAGAAACUACGUAGAGCCAUGGAGCGACUUCAUGAAUUGCUCCGGUGAGGAGCAGGAGAGGCUGCUGUCUCUGCUCGAGCAGGAGGAGGCCAAGAAGAAAAACCCCAACCCGCUCCUCAAAGACCAGAGGGAUGUAAAUCCUGCCUUCACUGCUCAGGACAGCUUCCAGAGAAUCGACCGCAGGCUGCGAGCCACUCUGAAGAGGAAGCAGAUCCCCAUGGGAAUUCUUGAAGUACUUGAGGAAAAUCUCCUGAGCUUCUUCAACACUCAACCUCGCUUAGUUUACACAACCAACCUCGCCAGCAGCUUUGAGAGGCUGCUGCUUCACGCUGUCUGCCAGUACAUGGACCUCGUCUCUGCAAGCACCGACCACAACGGGUUGCGUCAGACUGAAGUGGUGAACAAACAAGACGAGUUUCUUCCUCCCGCACUUCUGCUGUCUGCCUACCUGGAGCAGAUGAGCUGAGACCAGGGCCGCGCCCGCUUUCCCCUGCAUGGCUCUGCUGCAGGCGGGAGAUGUAGAUGAGGGGCGCAAUGUGUAAUGUCCUCAAACAGUGCUGAACGAUACCUGCUUCCUUAUGGAUGGUCUGGUAAUUUCUUUCAAUUAAUUUGAUUGACUAAUAGAUCCAUAUUUCAUUGACACCUGCAUAUGCAUAUAUAUAUAUAUCCAUAUAUAUCCUAAGACUAUAUCCAUAGACUGUGUAUAAAGACGGAUGCCGCAUCUCCACCUUCUCGCACAAUCCAGAAAUGAAGAAAAAAAGUAUUUGAGUCUGUGCAGUAGUGAUCUGGGGCAGCGAGGUCCCACCGAUAUCACCAAUCAGUCUCAAUCAUGGAGUUCACUCAUUAAAACAACUAAUUGGAUAAAUGAGCACUUGUGCAUAUAUCAGUGCUAUAAGAACGACCUAAAAAAACAAAAUCAUCUUUGACGAAAUGUAUUUGAUGUUUACUUUGACUUUUUAGUCUGGUCAAUGUCCCAUCUGCUAACAUGGGUGAGGCGGGGGUUGAUAAGGUGUCGAGCAGUCAUGUCGUCCAUAUUUACAUACAGUCUAUGGUCCUAAAUGUUUAGAUUUUUGUUUUCUGGUGUAAUUCAUGGCAUCAUGAAUUUAUUUUCUUUAAGAGUAAAUGGACUACUGGUCUCACAAAACACAAGAAGGAAAACAAAAUGUAGGAAAACAUGCUCGCGUGCACAGAAAGGAAAAAGUCUGUGACUGGCACAGAAUAAAACGACAGAGUCACGUUUUCAGAGCGUAAGCGUGGCGUUGAGCUGAUGACGUGCCUCUUCUCUCAGAUACAGUUCUUUCUGUUUACAUGGCGCGGUGCUAGGAUUCACCGUGUUGAUACUGAUAUCAGUCUGAUACAACUUGAGACAACUUGAGACAAAGUGGGACUCGCAUUCAAGUCAUGCCUUAACAAUCUCCCCCCACUGAUUGGUUAGAACUGUCUUGCGAGCUCAUAUUUUAUAUUUAUUGCAAUUAUGCACAAUUUCAUAAUAGCAAAUAACGACUAUUAAAAACAAAUUAAUUGAAAGUUUACUCGGAACCCAUUUCUAUGUGUGAAGUCUCUGUUGAGGCUGUUGGACGCUGCAGGGCCCGUAAUGUCUGACGCUGCGUAAAGGGGCUCAGACGGAGCAAGUGCUCUGCUGCAUCACUGGAUUAACCUGUCGGAUUUGUGUAAGUAGUGAAGUAAGAAGCAUGAAUAUUUAUCGUCUCUAUAUGCACAGAGUCGUCACUCAUCAUCGUAGGUAAAUAAAUGUCUGUCAUCAGGAGUGUAAAAUAACAAACUCUUAUAAUCUUGGCAUGUAAACUGAUUCGUUUGCAUAAUCAUCUCUGUUUGCUCUUUGGGUACGAUUUCUUCGGGAUGUGCUUUUGGGGGAUUUUUUUCUUUUCUAUUUAUCUUUCUCUGAUAGCUUUGUCUACCCUGGUCCACACCGCUAUGGUUUACGGUUAUCAUCUGAGGGGUACACUCACUUUUCUUUCAACCAAAGGGUCAAUAUUGAAACAGCCAAGCACAGCAUGCAUAAUAAGUGUUACAUAAAACAAUAUCUCUUUUAGUUUUUUCCCCAUUUAAGAUUAAAUUAAUGAAAGCCCAGCAGCACUGUGGAGGAACACAGUGUAGACACAGGCAGACGGCUGCAGCUGCAAAGCCAUAGGAUGGAGCAUAUGGGCCACUUGAAGAGGGGAAAAAAAUGAUUUGAGAAUAAGGUUUUAAUAUCUGCAGCAUCUUAUUAAGUAAUGCACAAGUACAAAGGUUUCACAAAUAACAAAAUACACAUUAUCAUAAGUAUCAGGACUUUGAAAAGAUUGUGUAAGAAACUGUGUCUGUUCCAAAGAAAGAACAACACAGACUUGGAGGAAAUUGUCUCUUUUGUGGAGGAGGAAAUGUUUGGUAACAAUGAGAUUGAUUAUCAAGAUUUUGGAUCCAGAAAGAGUAAAACUCCGGCGAGCAAUGGUUCUGGUUAUGCUAAAUAUGUUUUCUCAUCAUUCUUGUAAGUUAGGACAUUAAAUUUCAACGUUUUUCUCAAGGUCUCAGUUAUUUCUUCUUCAAUAUGGCCCUAAUACUCCAUCAUAUAGUAAAGAUGUACUUUUAGAUUCACUGAUGGAUUUUUACAACACGCACAACGUUUACUCAGUUUACACCUAAACACACAACUUCCCUCUUAUAUGAGCUGAUAAUGGAGUGUGAGGGUAAACUGUGUGUACCUACUUUAGUAGGUAUGUUCCAAUGAUAUGAAUUUGACUGAAAUAACUAGAUUUAAGAUGUUUUGAUGGCAAAGACCUGCAGAGGUUUGACUCUCCUCUACGAGUCAUUUCUGUCUGAACAGUUACUACACCAGAGAAGCACUUCUGCCUUAUGUACACAUGUUUCCUUCGGUGUAUAUAGAUAUUUAUACAUUUAUACUUGACUGGAUGUAGGAAAGAGGUAUCCGGGUUAUUUAAAUAAAAAUAUCUGAUCCCAGAUUUUCUUUUAUGAUGCUGCCUGCAGUGCAAGAAAACUUGACUUAUUGGUGCAUUUUGUCAACAACCAAAGUUUGUGCGUUUGUUCUCAACUUCUCAGGCUUUGAAUUUCUCACUCUGAAUGUCAUGUAGUGAUUUCACAUGGUGUCAUUUUUCUGUGUACUGUAAACUCGUCAAGAUGAACUUAUCUAGAUCGUGUUCACCCCAGAACCCCGGGGUGCUGCCAACGUUUUAAAUACUUGUAGACGUAGUACUGCUGUAAAUAAUGAACUGACGUAAUUGUGCCAACAAAAAAAAACAAAAGCUUUCUACACUCAACUGUAACUUCUGUGUGUAUAUAAUGUUGUGUGCAAUAGUAUCUUCACUAUUUAUAGGUAUCACUGCUUCUAUUAAAGGAUUCAAGAUCUUCUUUUC
This is a messenger RNA of Hippoglossus stenolepis (Pacific halibut), 3823 nucleotides long. It is a transcript of the gene r3hdm4, whose product is annotated as R3H domain containing 4. Gene Ontology annotation, molecular function: nucleic acid binding. Lineage: Eukaryota; Metazoa; Chordata; Actinopteri; Pleuronectiformes; Pleuronectidae. The transcript is spliced from 8 exons. The record is from RefSeq and is a predicted model, not a curated record. Bases 151 to 921 code for a protein of 256 amino acids.